UUGAUGUCUGAGAGGACGGUGGCUCGCGCUCCUUACUUCCUGUUUCCAAGCAGAGCCCGGGGCUGAGGGCACCGAAACCGGCCCCGCCAGCGGCCGGGCAGAGCUGCGUUCUCCCCUUCGGGGAGGCGGGAGGCGGGCGCUGGGUGGCCCGGGCGCCGCGGGGAAGAUGAACUGGCUGUUCCCCCUGUCCAAGGGCGGCGGCUCCUCCUCGUCCCCCGCGGCCCCGCUCCCCGCCCUCACCAGCCUCCAGCAGCAGAAGCAGCGGCAGAUCGAGUCCCUGCGCAGCGCCCAUUCCGCCAUUGCCGAAAUACAGAAAGAUGUGGAAUAUCGGUUGCCAUUCACCGUAAACAACCUGACAAUUAAUAUUAACGUCUUGCUUCCUCCUCAGUUUCCUCAAGAAAAACCGGUGAUCAGUGUUUUCCCGCCAAUAAGACAUCACUUAAUGGACAAACAAGGAGUGUAUGUGGCAUGUCCAUUAAUAAGCAAUUUCACAAUGCACUCUGACCUUGGAAAAAUUAUUCAGAGCUUACUGGAUGAGUUUUGGAAGAAUCCUCCAGUUUUGGCUCCUAGCUCAACAUCAUUUCCAUAUCUUUACAGUAAACCAGCUGGAAUGCCUCCUUAUACUCCUCAGGGUUUUCCGUUUCUUCCUCCAUACCCCUCACAAGAAACAAAUAGAUCUAUAGCUUCUGUGCCAGUUGCUGAAUCAGGUUACACUACAGACAAACCCGCUGCUCCAUCCUAUGGCUUGAUCACAGACCUGCCAUUACCUGUUCCAACAACAGAAGCACUAUUACAGGUGGGCCAGAAUGGCUUCACUUACAAGAUGCCUGAUGUUCCUGAUGCAUUUCCAGAGCUCUCAGAAUUAAGUAUACCACAGCUGACAGAUAUGAAUGAGCAAGAGGAUAUUUUGCUGGAACAGUUUGUGAAUCUGCCCCAGCUGAAGCAAAUCAUAAUGGAUAAAGAUGACUUAGUGAAAAGCAUUGAAGAGUUAGCAAAAAAAAAUUUACUGUUGGAACCCAGUCUAGAGGCGAAAAGGCAAACAGUGCUGGAUAAAUAUGAACAGCUUACUCAGAUGAAAGCCACCUUUGAGAAGAAGAUGCAAAGGCAGCAUGAGCUUAGUGAGAGUUGCAGUUCCAGUGCUUUGCAGGCCAGACUAAAAGUAGCUGCUCAUGAAGCCGAAGAGGAGUCUGACACUAUUGCAGAAGAUUUCUUGGAAGGAAAAAUGGAAAUAGAUGACUUUCUUAGUAGCUUCAUGGAAAAGAGAACUAUUUGCCACUGUAGACGAGCCAAAGAGGAGAAACUUCAACAGGCAAUAACAAUGCACAGCCAAUUUCAUGCUCCACUAUAGACUUUCCUGCAAACUAGACCUGCCAAGAGAAGAGUGAACAAACCCAACAAAGCACAUUUUCUAACACCUAUUUGCAAAUAAGCAUUUCAUCAUAAAUGGUUGUAUUUAUAGAACAGAUUGUAUACAGUGCUGGGACUGUUUUGUACAAAUUAGAAUGACUCUUUAUAUUCUCAUUGGAUUCAAGAAAUCCUUCUAUUGCAAUCUUUGCACUAAUAUUUCUUGUAUUUAUUGUUGAUAGUCCUUACCAUAUUUAAGUUCCUGCUGCUAUCCUGCCAUUCUUUAGAGAUUAAAUAUCUAAACAUGUAACUUUGGCUAGCUUUGUACAUUUUAUAAAACAUAAUUCAUACCUUUUUGUAUUUUGAAUUUGAAACAUUUGCUUGGGUUACUUUAUGAAGACUCUUGAGGAUGGUGAACUUUGUGGGGAGGAGAUUGGUAACGCUUUUUAUAAUUGUCAGUGAAAUAUCAGACUUCCCUUCCUUGAUGCCAAAAAUCAACACCAGUUUAUUUUUAUUUCAAAUAAUAGCAAAUUAAAUGUUGCCUGCAUCUUGUUGAAUAAGUAGAAUCAGUUUAAGGAACGGAUGCUUUGGAAAAAUAUUAUACCAGCAGUCUGUAAAUAUACUAUCUAUUAUACUAAGAGUACAAAUGGACUCUUCAUUCUGAAGUGACAAGGCACCCACCACUGUAACUAGCUACAGAGCUUUCAGCCAGACAUCAUCUUUCAUUUUAAGCAAAACCAAAGGAAUUUGUUGUUGCACAACAUAAAAAAAAAUCAGGCCACCUUUUUACAUAGUUUUGGU
Molecule: messenger RNA, 2145 nt
Organism: Emys orbicularis (European pond turtle)
Lineage: Eukaryota; Metazoa; Chordata; Testudines; Emydidae
Gene: VPS37A
Product: VPS37A subunit of ESCRT-I
Exons: 12
Coding region: 167-1348 (393 amino acids)
Biological process (GO): ubiquitin-dependent protein catabolic process via the multivesicular body sorting pathway; protein targeting to membrane; protein targeting to vacuole
Cellular component (GO): ESCRT I complex
Source: RefSeq, a predicted model, not a curated record